CCACCCCAGCGUUUAAUGCAGUGCCUGGCACAUAGUAAGCUAUUAAUAAAUACGACCAUUACGAUUAUGAGGGCGCUGAGUCAUCCUCUCCUCCCCGGGGGGCGGGUGGUGCUGCUGAGUCACGCUGAUUCGGUCCCCCUGCCGGGCGCGCGCACCCCUCCUCUACCGAGGGAGGAAGGGGAGAAAAGCCAACAUGGAAUCCCCCAACCUGCCCCCCGGAAGGGGACCCCCCCCCCCAAAACCCAGACGACGUUAAAACGGUCGAACUGGGGGGGGUGUUCAGCGGCUAUUUGGAGGACGGAUCCAUCUUUGGGGCUCCGGGGGAGGGACUUCUGGGGAUGGCGCCCUCCCCUCUGUGAGGAAUGGUACGGUCCCAGCGGGUGGUUAAAGCCCCGGCGUCGGCUCCGCGUGGCCACUAGGGGGCGGGAUGGGGCCGGGGGAAGGCGUCGGCGCAGGCGCAGUGGAGGGCGCCGGACCGGCGCCGGAGCACCGUAGCAUCCACUCGGGGAGCAUCGCCACCGUGCACAACAUUCCGAUGAGCGUUCUCAUCCGGCCCCUGCCCUCCGUGCUGGACCCCGCCAAGGUGAAGAGCCUCGUGAAGACCAUCCAGGAAGAACCGGAGCGGGUCCCCCCGAUCGACGUCUUGUGGGUCAAGGGGUCCCAGGGCGGGGACUACUAUUACUGUUUCGGGGGUUGUCACCGGCACGCGGCCUACGUGGCGCUCAACAAGGAGACCCUCCCGGCCAAAAUCGUCCGCUCCACCGCGUCAGAUCUGCGCCUCUACCUCGGCUCCUCCGCCCCUAACCUGAAGUAGCCCCUUCCCGCGCCUCCGCCAGGCCGUCCGACAGAUGAGGAGCCAGGCGGCCAAGCAGGUGGAGCCUGGGAGUCGGGAGGACCCGGGUUCUUCGUCCCGGCCUCCGCCGCCUGUCCGCUGCGUGACUUUGGGCCGGUCUCUUCGCUUCUCUGGACCUCGGUUCCCUCAUCCGGAAAAUGGGGGUGAAGCCCGAGAGCCUCUUGCGGACGGGGCCUGGAUCCAGCCCGUUGAGUUUGCAUCUCCCCAAGCGCACAGUAUGGUAUUUUUUAAAUACCGUUAAAAAAUAAUAAAAAAAAUUGGGGCAAGAACUGGAGUCA
Molecule: messenger RNA, 1131 nt
Organism: Ornithorhynchus anatinus (platypus)
Lineage: Eukaryota; Metazoa; Chordata; Mammalia; Monotremata; Ornithorhynchidae
Gene: SRXN1
Product: sulfiredoxin 1
Exons: 2
Coding region: 428-814 (128 amino acids)
Biological process (GO): cellular response to oxidative stress
Cellular component (GO): cytoplasm
Molecular function (GO): sulfiredoxin activity
Source: RefSeq, a predicted model, not a curated record